AUGGCGUUCACCAAUGUUGCGAUGAUGGUGGCGGCGGCGCUGGUGGUGGUGGCGUCAACGGCGCGCGCGGCGGCGCCAGCAACCCCGGCGGCGGCGGCGUCCGGGGCGCCGUCGGUCCCUGCGGGCCCGCUGGACAUCACGAAGCUGGGCGCGAAAGGGGACGGCAAGACGGACAGCACGAAGGCGAUCCUGCAGGCGUGGAAGAACGCGUGCUCGGCGACGGGGACGCAAAAGAUCGUGAUCCCCAAGGGCAACUACCUGACGGGCGCGCUGGAUCUGACGGGACCCUGCACGUCCUCCAUCAUCAUCCGCCUCGACGGCAACCUCCUCGGCACCGGCGACCUCAACGCCUACAAGAAGAACUGGAUCGAGAUCAUGCGCGUCGACAACUUCGCCAUCAACGGCCGCGGCACCAUCGACGGCCAGGGCCCCCUCGUCUGGAAACAUAAUCAGUGCGCCAAGAACUACAACUGCAAGAUCUUGCCCAACAGCCUGGUGCUGGACUACGUGACGAACGCGCAGAUCCGCGGCGUGACGCUGCUCAACAGCAAGUUCUUCCAAAUGAACAUCUACGAGUGCAAGAACGUGCUGGUGGAGAAGGUGACCAUCACGGCGCCCGAAGACAGCCCCAACACGGACGGCAUCCACAUCGGCGACUCCACCAACAUCACCAUCAAGGCCACCACCAUCGGCACCGGCGACGACUGCAUCUCCCUCGGUCCCGGGAGCAAGUCCAUCAAGAUUCAGGGCGUGCGGUGCGGCCCGGGGCACGGCAUCAGCGUCGGCAGCCUGGGCCGGUACAAGGACGAGAAGGACGUCGAGGACGUGACCGUCACCGACACCACGCUCGUCGGCACCACCAACGGCCUCCGCAUCAAGUCCUACGAGGACUCCAAGUCGGCUCUCAAGGCGCGCAAGUUCCUCUACGACGGCGUCACCAUGGACAACGUCUCCUACCCCAUCAUCAUCGACCAGAAGUACUGCCCCAACAACAUCUGCGUCAAGUCCGGCGCCUCCAAGGUCGCCGUCUCCGACAUCGUCUUCAAGAACAUCCACGGCACCUCCAACACGCCGGAGGCGGUCACGUUCAAGUGCCCCAGCAACCUGCCGUGCCAGGGCGUGCAGCUCAUCAACGUCGACAUCAAGUACAACCGCCCCGGCAACACCACCAUGGCCGUCUGCCACAACGCCGUCGGCAAGAGCAGCGGCGUCGCCAAGGCGCUCGCCUGCAUCUGAUCUCAUUUAAUUUCUCUCUCAACUAAA
Messenger RNA from Phragmites australis (common reed), 1263 nucleotides. RefSeq names its product exopolygalacturonase-like. The transcript has 2 exons. Gene Ontology annotation, biological process: carbohydrate metabolic process. The record is from RefSeq and is a predicted model, not a curated record. The coding region runs from base 1 to 1236 and encodes 411 amino acids. Gene Ontology annotation, molecular function: polygalacturonase activity. Lineage: Eukaryota; Viridiplantae; Streptophyta; Magnoliopsida; Poales; Poaceae.